This is a messenger RNA of Sphaerodactylus townsendi, 1023 nucleotides long. It is a transcript of the gene ATP6V1F, whose product is annotated as ATPase H+ transporting V1 subunit F. Gene Ontology annotation, molecular function: proton-transporting ATPase activity, rotational mechanism. Gene Ontology annotation, cellular component: membrane; proton-transporting V-type ATPase, V1 domain. The record is from RefSeq and is a predicted model, not a curated record. The transcript is spliced from 2 exons. Bases 27 to 434 code for a protein of 135 amino acids. NCBI's taxonomy places the organism in Eukaryota, Metazoa, Chordata, Lepidosauria, Squamata, Sphaerodactylidae. Gene Ontology annotation, biological process: proton transmembrane transport.
GCGCCUGCGCGGUCGUCUGCCCUUGAAUGUUUGCAUUGGACGGUGGCCGCGCAGGGUCCUCCGUCGUUCCCGUGAUGGCUGGCCGGGGGAAGCUGAUCGCCGUGGUGGGCGACGAGGACACCGUGACCGGCUUCUUGCUGGGCGGCGUCGGGGAGCUGGACAAGCAUCGGCGGCCGAACUUCUUGGUGGUGGAGAAGGACACGGGCCUGACGGAGAUUGAGGAGGCCUUCAGGGGUUUCUUGAACCGCGACGACAUCGGCAUCAUCCUCAUCAACCAGUUUGUGGCAGAGAUGAUCCGGCACGCCAUUGACGCGCACACCAAGUCUAUCCCGGCUGUGCUGGAGAUCCCCUCCAAGGAGCACCCCUACGAUGCCUCCAAAGACUCCAUCUUGCGCCGGGCCAAAGGCAUGUUCACCGCGGAGGACUUGCGAUAGACGGAGCGCAGGCGGCGCGCUUUGGGUCAGCUGCUGACGCAUCUCCCCUCUCCUGUAAAGACUUUGUGUCUGCUUUCCGUGUCAUAUAUUACUUCGAGAAUUUUCUCCAAUUACUUCGAUAAUUAGUACCCUUCUGGCUGUGCUUUAAGGAUAGUGCGCUAUUUCACCCUGGACUUUUGUUACCCUGAGAAUUGACCGGGUUCUUCUGCAUUCCCAAAAUUUGGCAUUAUUUGUUCAGCAUCUGUUGUGUUUUCCAUGGGGGGUGGGGGGGAACACCUCAUGUUCAUCCCAUGCUCCCAGUUCACUCCAGUCGGUAGCAUUAACUGGCCCCCUCCUGCCCAACCGUAGCCAGGUCUGUGUUGGCUUCCUCCCGUUGCUGAGAUUGGGAAUAGCUGGCUGUUCGCCAUAUUCUGCCACGAUUCUUGUGCCCGUUUGUCACACCAUUAGGUGAUAAAAGUGAUCUUUUUGGCCAGUCAGCUCUGUAUCCGUUGGUCCUUGGUACUUGUGCUUGGUUUGGUGGUGUGUGGCAUACACCCCCUCCCGUCUAUCUUGUGUUCCAGAAUCCUGGAUGAUAAAUUAAUCCAACUGA